AUGCACUCUUCCUCCACCCGCAUCAUCACUGAGGAUACGCGCCGCGAGGGAGAUGCAGGAGACGCGAGGUACAUGCAACGACAGCGCAUCCAUCGUCGACGGCGCUCGCCACCUCGAGAACAGUUUACCACCAACUACCGGACCUGGGUCGCAGGGUGCAACUCCGGUACCGUCGAUGCUGCCUUCAACUUCACCGAGGCCGCCGAUACGUUUCGAAGCCGACAACCUCGCGCGCUUACUGUGAAGCACGCGAUCCUGCUCGCGCUGUACGAGUGUUGCCGGCGCGCGCUCUCUGAGCUCAUGGACGGCCUCCUGCGCACCUCCGGGGCCGUCGUCUGUCUCGCGCGCGCGGACUUCCAGCACUGCAUCCCCGCCCGCGAGCAGCUCAUCCCCGCGCCUGCGCAGAUGGCGGACGUCCUGCGGCGCGCGGCGUGCUCUCCGCACUAUGCGAGUGCCCGCAGCCCCUACGCCUCUUCGCACAGGUGCUCCCGGCGCUGGUCUCCGCGGACGCGCUGCAAGCGCUUGAUAUCCAGCUCGGCGAGCUCGCGCGUACUGGCUGUAGUGCGCGUAGAAUGCUGCAGCCUUCUGAGCAGCUACCACGAGGUCGCGCAACGGCUCACCCUGCUGCACAUCCUCGAGCUGCCGACGGAAGAACUGGAGUUCGAAUGGGCCGCCCCGGGACAUAGGCCAUCCGGACCCCGUCUGCACACGGUCUGUCUCUUGCGCUUCUCCGAUCUCUCUCUCGGCGUGUUCAAGGAGAACGAUCGAAUGAACAGUGGCAUAACGAUCCAGCGUCGUCUCGUCUGCUAUGUCCCGGACAGCGUACUUGGCGUGCCGACGUCGUUCCGCACGAUCUACGACGCCCGCAAAUCCGAACUCGAAGACAUGUCCGGACGUCGGAAACCGCAACCCAGGAGCAGCUGCGGGACGGAUAACAAGGAUUGUCUCACUGCGGCCACAACAGCGUUGAGCAACACUCACGCGAGCGAGUACAACCAGUACGGGCCCUCCGUGUACCGCGGAGUCGCGAUUGCCUUAUACACCCCGCGCAUCGCGCACAUCCCCCACACGUUCUACAUAAUCUGCCAGCUUGGACUCGGCGGCCUGCCCAAUGGCGGCGAGCGGGAUGACGGCACCUAUGAGCAUCUUAACCCGGACGACGUUGAGCGCUGCAUGUGCGGCCACGUCUGCCUAGUCUACCUAUCGAGCGACCUCCUCCCCACGCCUAUUCUCUCUUCAGGGUGA
This is a messenger RNA of Trametes versicolor FP-101664 SS1, 1245 nucleotides long. RefSeq lists its product as uncharacterized. NCBI's taxonomy places the organism in Eukaryota, Fungi, Basidiomycota, Agaricomycetes, Polyporales, Polyporaceae. The coding region runs from base 1 to 1245 and encodes 414 amino acids. The transcript is spliced from 5 exons. The record is from RefSeq and is a predicted model, not a curated record.